Paramecium sonneborni is the source of this 599-nucleotide messenger RNA. NCBI's taxonomy places the organism in Eukaryota, Ciliophora, Oligohymenophorea, Peniculida, Parameciidae. The record is from the annotation of a GenBank genome assembly.
AUGCAAUUUAAAGAAGAAUUGAUAAAAGUGGUAAUCAAUUUAAUCGAAGAGUUAUUUGAAUGUAAACUAAACUUUGUCAUGCAAGAAGUAAUUUAUUACUCAUCAUAGGUUAAUGAUAAACUUAAUCGUAUGCAUUAAGAUAUUGAAAGUAUGUAAGAUGUUUUAGUUAAACACUUUUCUCAUCAAAUAGCCCAUUCCAGAACAGAGUCUUUAAGUGAAACUAUUGAUACUGCUGAAGAAGAUCAAUUUAAGAAAUCAAUCAAUGCUGAAUUAGAUAAUCUAACCAUACGUGUCUAAUAACUAGAAUACACUAAUCAUAUUAUUCUUGAUACUUAAGCUAUCUCUAAAACUAACUUUAAAGAUCUUGAACGUAAAAUAUAACCAUUGUAAGAAUAAAUUUCUAAAUCAAUCGAAGAAAUGAAAAAGGACUUAAAGGGUACAUUUCAUCUAAUUAUAUAGAUAAGUAAACCUUUUAAUGGACAGUUUUGAAUGAUCAAAUUGAACGAGUAGAAAAAUAUGUCUAAAAACUUAAAUAAGCCGACAUAUUAAUCUAAUAAAAAUAAUUAUUGUAAACACAAACCAAUAAGAAAUCAAAAUGA